CGCCCAACCGCCCUCAGAGGUCGGAGCCCCAGGAACAACGGACUGGGGAGCUAGGCGGGGGAGCCAGUCUCCGCUCGGAACCGCGAGCGUUUGCGAGGCAGUCUGCAGCCGGUUUUUCCAGGGACUGGAAGAAUCUGGAACAAGGGUAUCCAGCACGGACUCCAGGAGAAGCCUCCACCAGACUCGCCGCGCCGGGAGCAAACUGCAAGACCCACCCCUAGCGAGUGACUCAACCCACUGCGUGAUGAGUCAGGUCCCGCGCCUCCGCCGUGGGAAAUAGUUCCCAGCUCCGCCCAGUGUUGUGCGCACAGCCAAUCCCUUGCAAGGUAGGGCGUGGCUAACGCGGCCCCCUUGGAUUCCUCCGCUAGAGUCCGCUGUGGUGAGGUCGAGGGAGUCGCCAUUUUGGAUGCUGAGCGGCUAAUCGGAAGUCUACUUUUUCCGUUUUCACGUCUGGAUCCCUCCAGGAGGAGCAGGACAACAUGCUGGGCUCUGGUUUCAAAGCUGAGCGCUUACGAGUCAAUUUGAGAUUAGUUAUAAAUCGUCUUAAACUGUUGGAGAAAAAAAAAACGGAACUGGCUCAGAAAGCAAGGAAGGAGAUUGCUGACUAUCUGGCUGCUGGAAAGGAUGAGCGAGCACGCAUCCGUGUGGAGCACAUAAUCCGGGAAGACUACCUUGUGGAGGCCAUGGAGAUCCUGGAGCUGUACUGUGACCUGCUGCUGGCGCGAUUUGGCCUUAUCCAGUCUAUGAAGGAUCUAGAUUCUGGUCUAGCUGAGUCUGUGUCUACACUGAUCUGGGCUGCUCCUCGGCUACAGUCUGAAGUGGCUGAGUUGAAAAUAGUUGCUGAUCAGCUCUGUGCCAAAUACAGCAAGGAAUAUGGCAAGUUGUGCAGGACCAACCAGAUUGGGACUGUGAAUGAUAGGCUAAUGCACAAACUGAGUGUAGAAGCUCCACCCAAAAUCCUAGUGGAGAGAUACCUGAUUGAAAUUGCCAAGAACUACAAUGUACCCUAUGAACCUGACUCUGUGGUCAUGGCAGAAGCUCCUGUUGGGGUGGAGACAGAUCUCAUUGAUGUUGGUUUUACGGAUGAUGUGAAGAAAGGUGGUCCUGGAAGAGGAGGAGGGGGCGGGUUCACAGCCCCUGUUGGGGGACCUGAUGGAAUCGUGCCUAUGCCCAUGCCCAUGCCCAUGCCAUCUCCAAAUGCUCCCUUCGCAUACCCACUGCCAAAGGGACCAUCGGAUUUCAGUGGAUUGCCAGUGGGGACUUACCAGGCCUUUCCUAACAUUCACCCACCUCAGAUACCAGCAACUCCCCCAUCCUAUGAAUCUGUAAGUGCCUGAGCCUUUUGGUAAACGACAAGAGUGAAUCCCAUGAAGAGAGCAAAAUAAUGACAACAGGGAAGGCAAACUUUUGAUCAACUUAGUAUGGGUUUGGUUUUGCUUCUGGAUUCUUCGUUGCUUUCCUACCGCCCUGGAGAUGGGGAGUGCUAUUGGUGGCAUUUGUGGUGGGCAUGCUAUGUCAGCACUGAAGCAGGAAGGAGCUGCACUUAGCAAGUUACAUGCUCACAUUGGCACGUUGGCACAUACCUGCAGUCUCAGCACUUUGAAGGCUCAGGAAUUCAAGUCAGCCUGGACUACAUGAGCACAUCUAAAACAGUAAAGGGAAGUCGUGUAUCUCUAGAGCACUUAAUGUAGGUACAUUUGUCUUAUUAAACUAGUCUGAGAAUCACAGUGAGUAGCUGUAAUUUGCUACUUUAUUAGAGCACCAGGCUUUUUGUUUGUCUUUAAGUCUGCAACAUUCAUGGCAAAGGAUAGUAACCGGGUAUUUGACUUAACCAAGUGUCCAGUUAGUCAUUUUUGGCCUAUAGCAUUUAGUCCACAUUUUAUUCUUGUAGUGAAAACUUAAAAUAGAGCAAACUUGUGGCAGUUUGGUAGCCAAAGUAGAUCUAAGACCUUGUUUCAAAAUGAAAAGUAAAAUAAAAACCAGGCAAGUAGUUCAGCGGUGGGGUGCAUGUCUGUUGUGUGGGGGGCCCUAGGAGAAGCUCCCAGUGCUUGGGGAUAUAUGGAAAGUUUCAUAAAUGGCUCAUGUGGUAAAGAUGCCUUGAACUGUGUCUCUGCUUCAGAAUUACUUGUUUUCUGCCAGUCUUGGCAUAUACAUACAUGACUCAUACAUACAUGCCUUUGGAGCUGUUUCCAGCUUAUGGUGUGCUCAGAAAACAAGUUAGUAUGGAAUGUGCUAUGUAAAUUAUUCACUUA
This is a messenger RNA of Mastomys coucha (southern multimammate mouse), 2252 nucleotides long. It is a transcript of the gene Ist1, whose product is annotated as IST1 factor associated with ESCRT-III. NCBI's taxonomy places the organism in Eukaryota, Metazoa, Chordata, Mammalia, Rodentia, Muridae. Bases 480 to 1337 code for a protein of 285 amino acids. The record is from RefSeq and is a predicted model, not a curated record. The transcript is spliced from 8 exons. Gene Ontology annotation, biological process: protein transport.